UGGAGUUUUUAUACUGUGAUUUGGCUUCCAUGAAGUCUAUACGGCAAUUUGUGCAGCGGUUUAGAGCAAAGAAUUGUCCACUCCAUGUCCUGGUGAAUAAUGCUGGGGUGAUGCUGGUCCCUGAAAGGAAGACGGAGGAUGGGUUUGAGAAGCAUUUCGGCUUGAACUACUUGGGACACUUCCUGUUGACUAACCUCCUCUUGGAUACGCUGAAGCAAUCAGGAACGCACAGUCACAACGCUAGGAUCAUCACUGUCUCAUCAGCCACCCAUUAUGUAGGCAAAUUGCACCUGAAUGACUUACAAAGCAGAUGUUCGUAUUCACCCCAUGGAGCCUAUGCCCAAAGCAAACUUGCCCUUGUGUUAUUUACCUAUCGACUACAGCAUCUUCUGACUGCAAAUGGAAGCCAUGUGACUGCUAAUGUAGUAGACCCUGGAGUAGUGAACACUGAGCUCUACAAGCAUGUCUUUUGGGUUGUAAAAGUGGCCAAAUGGAUGACAGCCUGGCUAUUUUUCAAG
Molecule: messenger RNA, 518 nt
Organism: Antrostomus carolinensis (chuck-will's-widow)
Lineage: Eukaryota; Metazoa; Chordata; Aves; Caprimulgiformes; Caprimulgidae
Gene: DHRSX
Product: dehydrogenase/reductase X-linked
Exons: 3
Biological process (GO): positive regulation of autophagy
Cellular component (GO): extracellular region
Source: RefSeq, a predicted model, not a curated record